GAUUCUCUUUAUUUCACGGGCUUUGCAGAGAGCAAYGAGACCUUCGUGAUCGCUCGGCUUGCAAGACGUCCUGGUGGCAUCUGCGAAAUGUGGCUUUUCCUCAGGGUGGAAGGAGUAGGAGAGUUUGAACACCCACAGCACCCAAACAUGAUGGUGAGCGAUGAAUCUGGAGAGCACUGGCGUGGCGGAGGGCUCGCCAUUGAAUACUUGGAGCCCCAAAACCUCUGGAAAAUAAGCUUUGAGGGAUUGCUGAGGAAAGGUCCCUAUCGACAGCAAUGGAGUGAAGAGGAAGGCGAACUUGUGUCAGUUAAAUUCUCUCUCCACUGGGAGAACUUCACCGAAGUCUUCAACUUCAGCACCGACAGUCACCCCAGCACGUUUGUACGGGCCCUGGCCGAGGAACCAUGGAGCACCGAGCUCUUCCGAAGGGUCAAAAAACAAAGGGAACAUUUCCGUCAUGAGCAGUGGGGCCAAUCGGUUGGAGAAAUCGAAAUAGGACCUCAUAAGAAGACAAAACUUUCCCUCAAAGGCGUCCGGAGCCACUCUUAUGGUAUCCGGAACUGGUCUGACAUUUACCGUUAUGUCAUGAUUUUGGCACGCUUUGAGGAUGGGACCGCCACCCAUUUAACAGUUAUUAAUAUGCCAGCAACCAUGACUAACCUCACCGUAGGCUACGUCUUUUUUCCGGAUGGGAGGAAGGCUGGGAUCGAGUGGUCCAAUGCCUCGCUGGCCCAGCUGGCCGCUGAUGGGGUUAUUGGGGAUCAAUAUGCAGUGAGUUUUACUGCAGGUGGCAAGGGCUUCGACAUCGGUGCCACGCUGCACAGCCGGGCCUGCCCCGUGGUGUAUGAUGGGCUCAGUGGGAGCCACGUGUUCCACGAGUGCAUCGCGGAUUUCCGUCUGGACGGGAUAACGCCGGGCUGGGGCCUGAUGGAGUUUUAUUACAGGGAUGAAGCCGCCCGGCCGGUUCCUGGCUUGCGCCUGGGUGCAGGAGCGGGAUGAGCUGCUGCAUCCGUGAGGAGCUGCCUGGUUUGCCGGGCACCGGGAUGGAUGUUCGGGAUUCGGGAUAGAUGUUUGGGAAAAGCCCUCUUCUCGCAGCACCGUGUUUGACAAGUCCUGUUACCUGCUGUGACCUUUCCUGAUGGCUUUGCGAAUUCAGGCUUAUAGUCAAGCUUAUUGCAGUGGUGUUAGCAGGAAGCAGCUUUCCCACUAUUUUAUUCAAAAUGAGCAAUUUGGGGCACGGAGCUCCUUUUCACAGGAGGCCAAGAGGAUGAACAGAUUUGGAAGGAAAUUGGAUAAUUCUUUUUUAGAUAUGCAGCACUUAAUAGCUGCUAACUGUGCUCGUCUGGAGGCAAUUUGRAGGCAGUCUCUGAACAGCUGAAUGCAAGAGGAAUGCAUGGGAAGGAGCCGAUCUCCGCUCCAUCUUCUUCUGUUGCUUUUCCUAAGGUAUCAAGUGCUCCCCACAGAGAAACCUGGGAAGCUACAUGGAUUUCUGACCCAAUUUGGCAGUUACUUGGUUCUUUAAGGUUUGCUUGGGGAGUGAAAGUCCCAUCUAUAGAGUUCUCCAGCAGUUACAGGCAUUAAAAAUGAGCAUAAUCUCUUAUAGCUUCAUGGGAGAUUCCUCGAGAAGUGACUCUCUCUGAGAAUCCAGCAAAGUGGCAUUUGCUGUGGAGAASCCAGGGUCUGCUAGUCCAAGGUAGAAGAUGAUCUGAAUGUCUCCUAUUCACUUAAAAGUGAAUGCUUGUGGCUGGUCCAAGGUGGCUUCAGUCAAUGCUGCUUUGGAGAAGAAAGACCAAUGAUAUAGG
Messenger RNA from Nothoprocta perdicaria, 1802 nucleotides. RefSeq lists its product as uncharacterized. The record is from RefSeq and is a predicted model, not a curated record. The coding region runs from base 88 to 999 and encodes 303 amino acids. The transcript is spliced from 10 exons. Lineage: Eukaryota; Metazoa; Chordata; Aves; Tinamiformes; Tinamidae.